Molecule: messenger RNA, 397 nt
Organism: Alexandromys fortis (reed vole)
Lineage: Eukaryota; Metazoa; Chordata; Mammalia; Rodentia; Cricetidae
Product: major allergen I polypeptide chain 1-like
Exons: 3
Coding region: 27-305 (92 amino acids)
Cellular component (GO): extracellular region
Molecular function (GO): steroid binding
Source: RefSeq, a predicted model, not a curated record
GGGUAGGAGCACCUGCCGCCAUUACCAUGAAGCUCACUGGUGCUCUUGUGUUGCUUGGGGCUGCCCUGCUCCUGACUUCAGGAGGAAAUUGUGGCAUUUGCCCUGUUAUAAAUGAGAAGAUUGGUCUUUUCCUUGGCCCAUCUGUGACUGACUAUGUGAAUUUCGUGAGCCAGUACAAGAAUAACUCUGCCACUUUGGAAAAAGCUAAAAAUCUGAAGAUAUGUGUUGAUAACAAGAUGACAGCGGAAGACAAGGCGAAUUUGCAGAGUUUGGUGGAUAAAAUAGAAGCUAACAAAUUCUGUUGAUGAUUUCAUCUUUGCCAGAGACUCAAAGAAGCCACUUGCCUGCUCCCCUGCAUAGAUGCGGCAAGCCCUACCCCUACCCUCCAGGUGUCUAC